AUCCAGCCACGAGGAGUGAAUUCAAAAGUCGACUAAAUCUUCCUCCCUUCACAACGUCAUACUCCCGAGUCAGGCCGCUCUUCGUUCUGCUCUGUUCACACUCCUCCCAGCACACUAAGGUUCCGACUGCAACUAUACUGAUACACACAAUGGCCACGACUACGUCGUUGCGCCUCGGCUCUGCAUGCGCCACGCUCCGAGCAGAUACUGCGAAGGCGGCGCAUUCAUUAAAUGGCGCAACAGUCGUGAAAGCCGCGCCGAAACGCCUUCAACUCAGACGACCGGGCGCAGCUCGCGCAGCGAUGAUGGAGGCGCCGCCCGUGCCGAUGAAGAGCCACGAGGAGAAGAACCUGCCGCACAUCGAGCAGAUCAAGGCGCUGUCGCUGGUGACGGCCAUCAAGACGCCGUACCUGCCGGACGGGCGGUUCGACAUCGACGCGUACGACUACCUGGUGCACCACCAGAUCGAGAACGGCACGGAGGCCAUCAUCGUGGGCGGCACGACGGGCGAGGGGCACCUGAUGAGCUGGGACGAGCACGUGAUGCUCAUCGCGCACACGGUGUACUGCUUCGGGGACAAGCUGAAGGUGAUCGGCAACACGGGGUCCAACAGCACCGGCGAGGCCAUGCACGCCACCGAGCAGGGCUUCGCCGUCGGCAUGCACGCCGCGCUGCAGAUCAACCCCUACUACGGCAAGACCAGCGUCGACGGGCUCAUCCAACACUAUAAGGCGGUGCUGCCCAUGGGCCCUGCCAUCGUGUACAACGUGCCGGCGCGCACGGGUACGGACCUGACGCCCGACGUGAUCGAGGAGCUGGCGCAGCACGAGAACUUCGCGGGCGUCAAGGAGUGCGUGGGCAACGAGCGCGUGUCCGCGCACACCAGCAAGGGCAUCGUCGUGUGGAGCGGCAACGACGACCAGUGCCACGACGCCAAGUGGAAGCACGGCGCCAACGGCGUCAUCUCCGUCCUCAGCAACCUCGUUCCCGGGCUGGUGCACGAGAUGCUGACGACGGGCCCGCACCCCGAGCUGAACGCGAAGCUGGCGCCACUGACCAAAUGGCUCUUCCUCGAGCCUAACCCCAUCGGGCUCAGCACCGCGCUCUGCCAGCUGGGCCUCGUGCGCCCCGUGUUCCGCCUGCCGUACAUGCCGUACAACGAGGCGCGGCGGCGCGAGUUCGUGGACAUCGUGCACAACAUCGGGCUGGAGCACUUUAUCGGCGCCAAGGACGUGCGCGCGCUCAAGGACGACGACUUCCACCUCAUCACGCGCUUCUACUAGCCGCCACGCGCACAUGAGCCCCUAUUCGUGUGGCUUGCUCUUCGCCCCUAUACUGUCUAGUCUUAGCACUGUGUUGCGGCCAAGCUGGUUGUAGGGCCUUUUUCAUCAAUGCUUAUUUUGUGUAUGCUUGCUGCUAUUAUUUACGCUGCA
This is a messenger RNA of Closterium sp. NIES-67, 1433 nucleotides long. Lineage: Eukaryota; Viridiplantae; Streptophyta; Zygnematophyceae; Desmidiales; Closteriaceae. The record is from the annotation of a GenBank genome assembly.